Lutzomyia longipalpis is the source of this 6636-nucleotide messenger RNA. RefSeq lists its product as uncharacterized. The coding region runs from base 3924 to 4502 and encodes 192 amino acids. The transcript is spliced from 5 exons. The record is from RefSeq and is a predicted model, not a curated record. NCBI's taxonomy places the organism in Eukaryota, Metazoa, Arthropoda, Insecta, Diptera, Psychodidae.
AGAUAAGAAUCUACCCUUCUCUCGUUAGUUACUACCCAUCAAAUACCAUUGCGUUGUUAUUACCACACGAAUUUUAUUGACGUCAUACGACUCGCAGGACUCACGCUUACGACGUCAUCUUUUUAUGUCUUAUUCGUAGUUUUAUGUAUAGUAAGGGUGCUCAAUUGUGAUACAUAUAUAAUGAAAUUCAACGCAUCGUGCUUCAUUUGGUCAAAAGAAAAGAAUUUCUGAGCUUUUAAAGAGAUGAAAAUUCUAUUCAAAUAAUUUUUCUUCAAUGAAUUUAAUUAAUAAAGAUUUAAAUUAUUAAAAUCAACUGAAACAGAUUCUUAGAAAGAUUUCCUUCACGUGGGGAAUAGAAAUCGAAGAAUAAGCAAUGAGAAAAAGGAGCACGUAACACGGGGUCUACUGAAGAGGUGGAGUUUAGUCCCAACGAUCCGCAAAGUAUUCUGAGAGCGACCUCCUCACUAGAAUUUCAUUUGUGGUAUUUGAGUGUAAAAAAAAUCAAUCCUCUGCUAUACAUAGAAAAUAGGUAGGAAGUCUGUAUUUGCACGCACUUUUCCAAUGAAGGAAUUAUUCUUUCACAUAAGAGUACAUAAAGAAAAAAAACUUUUAGGCCACUAUUAUAAAAUAUUCCGUAUUCGGUAUAGAGCCCUUUCGUGCUUUUCUUUUUUAUAUAGCUCUCACUCGAUGCACUUGGAGGGCUAUAUAGCAAUUCAUUCAACUUCUGGAUUUCUUAAGAAAACACUUAGAACUUAAUGGAAACUUUUAAUGAUUUUAAACAUAUUAAUUUAUAAUAAGACAUUAAAGAAUGAUUAGAAUAGAAACCAAUUAAUUAAUAAGAAAUAUAGCAAAGAUUAAACUCUAAUUGCUCUUAAAAUCUUUUUUUAAAAGCAAGGACUAUUCCUUGUCUCUAAAAGCAUUCAAUGAUUAUUUUUAAGUCUUGUCAACGCAAACUAAAUUCACUCACAAGCUAAUCUCAGUCACGAUACCGAAUUAAUCCUUCGAAUUCUUUUGCUUUUUGUCUUACUUUUUUAUUCGACUAUUUGGCUAUGUAUGAGUAGCUUUGGUUGGUAACAAAAUAAAAAGUCCUUUUUAUACACUUGAAGAAAAAUGAGAGUGAUAUUCAUCGAUUUAAGGAGCCUUUACCAAAUCCACUCACUAUCCCCUAAAGGCAGGCCCACAAAGGUCAAAUUGGUCAAAUCUAAAAAAGAAAACUUUGGUCUGUACUUGUGGUUUUUUUCGGGUUAAGCUCUUAUGAAAAGAAGGGUUAAGAACCUUAUUUAGCUAUUACUGCAUAAAAGUGGAACACCAACUUUUUUUUUUAAUUAUUAAGAAUAAUUAUUAAUAUCUGGACUUGGCAAUUGAAUCUCAUUGAUUGAUAUUCUCUCAACCAUUCCGUUCUUGAGAGAUUCAUUUUAUUUUAUCUCUCUCCUUGAACUUUUUCAUGUUAAUCUGCUGUUAAGAAUAAAUAUUCAGAGAUUCAGAUUGAUUCAUUAAAUGACAUUUUAGCUGUGUUUCUUUCAGACACAGCUUUUGUGUACCGAGCAAAAUCGAAAGUCGUCAGAUCGGGCUCAAACUUGGGAUGAGCACGAAUUAGGUUCCCCACAUUUCAAAAAACGUAUGCGCCAAAAAAUUUUUUUUCCGGCCGUCCGUCCGUCCGGCCGGCCGGAACCUAACGCUAAAUUGCAAGAGAACGGUAAUAGAUAGAGACUUGCGGUAAACGGCAAAGUUUAAAUAUCGACCGGAAGACAUCCGAUUAUGAUGUCAAAUUUUACCCCCCACCCCCCCGUCCGCCAUUUUGGAUAAUCUCAAAAUUUUGUUUUCGCAAUAUCUCAGCCCCUGUAAUAGCUAAAAAUCUGAAAUUUUGAUAUGUUGUAGGGGCCAUCAAGAGCUUUACAACGAUACCUCAUUUUCGAAAAUCGGUCAAGCCGCUUAGCCAAUAUGGCCGCCACAAUUUUUCAUCGAAAAUCGACCAUAACUCGAAAACGGCUUGACCGAUUUUGAUCAAUCCGGGGUCAAAUGAAAGAUCUCAACAAACCCUACAACUCUCUAGAACAUCCGAAGUUUCAAAAGUGACCGCUAGGGGGCCAAAAAUCAAAAACAAAAUUUUCGAUGAGUUUUCGAUUAAUAUCUCGAAAACGCCAUUAUCGAUUUGCUUCAUUUUUUGAUAUGUUAUAGCUGACUAUAUUAUCUAGCUCCAUGCCAAAAAUGAAGAAAAUCUAUGUCUCCGUUCUCGAGAUAUAGCCUUCCAAAGUUGGCAUGUCAUAUCUCGGGUUCUACAAGUCCGAUUUUGAUCAACUCAAGUGCAAAUGAAAGGUUUCGUGAAGCCCUACAAAUGUCUAGAACAUUGCAAGUUUGAGAAAUGACCGCGAGCGGCGCUAAAGUCAAAAUCAAAAUUUUCGAAAAUUUCGAACUCGAAUAUUUCGAAAAUGCCAUUAUUGAUUUACUUCAUAUUUUAAUAUAUUAUAGUUGAGGUUAAGACCUUUCCAACGAUAGCUCAAACUCGAAAAUCUAUGGAGCCGUUCCCGAGAUAUGGCGUUUUAAAGAUUUCUUGGGGGAUGACUUUUCAACUUUUCCCGACUUUGCAUGUAUUUAAACAAAUUCGGGUUCUAGUUUGCUCUCACAAAAUUGGUACACUGAAAGAAACACAGCUCUCGUAAGCUUGGUCAGCUUACCCGUACAUUUUUUUUAUCUAUAAGCAGUUGAGGUGAAUGCUCGUUUGCUAACAAAAUGUAAAACAAACAUUGCAUUUUUCUUUCCAAUCAUGCAACAAAGAAACGUACCUGACAUUAUGAAGGAAAAUAAAUAAAUAAAACGUCACAGCUCCUUCACGUGAGUAUUGUGAUGAGCAUAAUCUGACGCAAUCGGUAGCGUGAUAAUCUUAAGUAAUCAAUGUAUAUGUAUAGUAUACAUAAAACACCGUCCUUUACACCUUGGUUGGUGUCCAGGUGAAAUUUUUCUUUGAACAAUUUCUGUUCAUGUGAAAAUUAAUCAAUUAUUACAUUUUUCGAUUGUGGUAGUUUCUUCCAGCAGAGGUUAAAAAAGAAAAUAUAUAUACAACAAAUAUAAUUAAGCACAGUUUUGCCCAUUAUCUGAAGCUUUCCUUUCUAUAGAAGAAAUUUCUUGUCACGCAAUUCUUGAAUUUUAUUUCUUUGGGGGGGGAGAACAUGAUUCCGGAUAAGUUUUUAUACUAAAUUAAUCUAUAUACAUAUAUAAAACAUAUAAUAUAAACGUAUGUAUAUAUUAUAUAAUGCGUUAUACCUACAAUAAAUUUAUUUUGUGCUCUUUGUUAAGGUACAACGCGUGUAUGUAUAAGUUCAAAAACACCCCUCUAUAGUUUUUGUUCUUAGUUCUGUAUUCCAACUACAUAUUUUGCAUAUUAUUAUUUAUUACAUAGUAGCAAAAAAGGUGUAUAAGUUAGAUGGUUUCUUGUGUUAAAUUUCUGGUAAAUUCGCAUGCGCAACAUCAAUUUCUUUGUAAAGAGAAUUUUACUUUUGGUAAAAUAGCCAUUACCCUCACUUUUCUUCGUGAAAUCCUUGUGAAUAGUUGCAAAGUAAACGGAGAGGUUCCUUCAAUCAAUACUCUCUCAAAGAAUUGAAAGAAAAACCUAAAAACCAGUGUAAGAGUUUAAGUGAUUGAAAAAAAAAUAACACAAUUAAAACUAAUUUAAAAAAAUAAUCAAAAAUUAGUGUGCCUUUAAUGAGACCGUUUAGAUCUGUUAUUCGUUACAUUCGAGAAAAGCUACAGGAUUUUCUUCAUGAGCAGCAAUUGCGAGCCAAUGUGACAUAUCAACAUCUCUGAAAAAAUUAGAGGAGUCUUUUGAGAUUAAUCAUUAUACAAAGGGCACAAAUACUUUUUUUUUAACAAAAAAAAGUAAUAUUGAACUUUUGCGAGUGAAUUUAAUACUUUUAAUUUUUUUUACGAUGCAUCAACCACUAAAGAGAUUUACACAAUGUGGCAGUUUAACGAUGAUUUCUGCUGUUUUCAUCGUCUUGUUUGGAGUGAGUUCAACAGCACUUACAACAUUUGGUAAACCGAAUCCUAAUCAGCAGCUUCCACAACCUCCAACACCGCCACCAGUGAGGGCGAAAGACUGCAAAACUCACUCCGAUUGUUUUGUUCAGCUGAAUACAAGCUGUGUGAAAGAAUAUUACGAUGAUCGCUUUCGAUGCUUAUGCGGGGACUACACAGCUCCUGUUAACGGAUUCUGUCAAGCAAAAUUCAAAGGCUUGAAGCACAUGUGCACAGACAGCAACCAAUGUGAAGAAGGAAUGCUCUGUGCGGUGGAAAAUUCAACAAAAACAACAGCUUUGGGAAAUAAAGUUCAAUCCAGCACUUCAGGUGACCAACAAAAAGUGUGCCUAUGCGAUGAGGAUGCCGGAUAUUCAGAGAGUCCACGGAACAACAACUGCAGUGGAGCUAUCACCAUCUUUGCUGGAAUCAUCGUGCCACUGAUAUCAUUAGUAGCUGGUUCAAUUAUGGCUAGGAAGCCACUUCAGUAAUAUACUAAGGCAUCACUACUAAAUUAAUAAGCAAUCACAGUGUCCACACAAGAUGCCCACAAGAUACAUUUUCUUCAAGGGAAAAGCAAUCAUCAAAGCACUACCUGCAAAUAAUACACCGCAACGUCUAACUACAACAAGAAAAAAAGAACAAAAUACUAUGUACAAUGAUUCUUUUAAUAAUUAUAUGUGUAGUUCCUUAUGAAAUAUUUUUUCGUUCUUAAUAGUAUGUUUAUAAAUCAUGCCUAGAUGUUAAUUUUAUUGUGACCUUAGAAUGCAAUAUUGCGAGUAAAAUUGAAAUAAAACAAAAAAAUCAAACAGAAAACUUUAAGAUAAAAUAUGUAUUAAUUUUAUUCUCAAUUUUCUGUUAUGUAAAUAUAUUACAGAACUAAAGAGUGGAUAAGCAUGACAUGGAUCAUUAGAAGCUAGUGAGCAUGAUUCAUGUUGUCUUAACCCAUGUACCCUUUGAAAAAAAAAAGAUUUUUUCUCCUAAUCAAUCUAUAUAGAAAUAGCUGUGAACACAAAUUAUAAUUUUUCUUAAUUUGAAAAAUAUUUUUCAGAUAAAAAUAACUUUUUUUUUCAAAUUAAUUUUAUUUUCAUGUAAAAUAUUACUUUUUUAUUGAAAAAAAAUUAGACUUAAGAUAAAAGAAAAGAGCUUUGAUCCCUAUAAAUAAAAAUUAUUAUAGCUGCUAGAGCACUACAAGCACUACUAAUCACACAGAAUAACCUUUUUUUUAGAUGAGCAAUAAAUAACAAGUUAAUUAAUAUAAGAACCUCGUUUAUUACCAUCAUUUCCUAUUUUAUAUGUCGACUCCUUCGUUUUAGGCAAUAAAAUUAAUGUUUUAUUAUUACAUCAAUGGAAAUUUAUGUAAAAAUGUUUAUUUUUAAAAAUUUACAUACAUAAUAUAAACCAAAAUGAUCAAAGAAAAAAAUAAUGGAGUGUUUGAACAAUAUGAUUUUUAUCCAACGAGCAGUUUACUUUAAUACCUCCCGCAUAAAGAAAAAAAGUUAAUUUCACAAUGCGGCUGUUAGUGGUGUAAUAGUUGAGGGUGGUUAUAUUAAUAACUUUCCCCCCACUUGCUCACCUUUGCUUAAGGACUACAUUAAAUACAGUGGGACCCCAGUACAACGACCACUCGGAUGUACUCUUCACACUCAUUAUUUUCAAUGCGCGAGAGUAGUUCAACCAAGCCGUCGUUGUACUGGGGUCCCACUGUACAUACAUAUUGCAAACAUUCAAUGUAGAUAUUUAAAAAAAAUGAUCCUUAAUAACAAACUACAACUCGGUAUUCAGAAUUUAAAAGAAAAUCACUGAUAUAAAGUACAAUAGAAAUAAUACAGUAGUGCCUUAACAAAAAGAACUUUUCUUUUUUGUUCUUUUUAUUUUUUAGAGAUACAUACUAGACCUUAGAAUCAAACCAAAACUUAAUAAAAAAAAACAAUUUUUCUAGAUUAAAUGAAUGCUAUUUUUCUCUUCUACUAAACACUAGUCUAAAUACAAAUCAAAACUAAUAGAUACUAAUAAUUACCGAUAAUAAAUCAAUGCGAGCUUUGAUAGUUUUUUAUCGCAUUAAUAACAGACUAUGAGAAGCACUUCUUGUGUACUUUUGACCCUUAAAACUAUGCUUGUAACAUUGUCAUUAUCAAUAUCACCGAAAACGUACAAUGAACAUUUUGAAUUAAUUCAGCAUAAAUAAGCAUAAAGGAAAGAAAGGAAUAUAAGGAGCCAAAUACAGUCAAAAACGGAAUAUUAAAGACAACCAAAAUAAAUAUGAGACAAAUAUUGUGUACAGACAUGAAAGCUAUAAAAAUGGUUUAAAUAAGCUGAUAGAAUUGAUAGAGUUCACAUAAACAAAAAUUAAUCAAUAAAAUGAGCUAAGCCAUGAGAUGUUCUGCAGUAUUUAUAAGGAAAAUGGUUUGUUCUAAUCCAAGCAAAAAUAUUGAUGCAUUACUUUUCUUAAUUUUCUUCUUUGAUAUUGCUAAAAGAAUGCUGCUACUGAUAGUCUGUUUUUAGAAAGUGCACCUUACACAAAUAUUAAAGAAAAGGUAGUGCCUCAAUAAUUUUUAAAUUAGUAAAUAUACCUACCUAUUGUAUUAUCCUGUAUUAUUAUAUAAAUAAAAUUUCUUGAUAGUA